Sorghum bicolor (sorghum) is the source of this 855-nucleotide messenger RNA. RefSeq lists its product as uncharacterized. NCBI's taxonomy places the organism in Eukaryota, Viridiplantae, Streptophyta, Magnoliopsida, Poales, Poaceae. The transcript has 3 exons. The coding region runs from base 118 to 546 and encodes 142 amino acids. The record is from RefSeq and is a predicted model, not a curated record.
GGCCAGACCGCACUCUCAACAAGUCUCGACACUACGAGACGCCUCGCUGGCCGCGCCUCCCCCCAAAGUCCUCUGUCCUCUGUUCCUCUUCUUGCCCCCACCCUCUCCUCUCCUCCGAUGGCGACGCUGCAGCUCAACCACAUCGCGCGGGAGACCUCCGACGUGGUCCGCCUCGCCGCCUUCUACGAGGCCGUGCUGGGGUUCGAGCGCAUCCCUUCGCCCACCUACUCGGGCUUCCAGGUCGCUUGGCUCCGCCUCCCGAGCUCCCCCGACGUCGCGCUCCACCUCAUCGAGCGGGACCCCGCCGCGGCACCCGCCGCCGUGGGGCCUGGCGCCGAGGGCGCGCCGCCGUCGCAGCUGCCCCGGCGCCACCACCUCGCCUUCUCCGUCGCCGACUACGACGGGUUCGUGACCGGGCUGAAAGCGCGGGGCACCGAGGUGUUCGAGAAGACGCAGCCAGACGGGCGCACGCGCCAGGUCUUCUUCUUCGACCCCGACGGCAAUGGCCUAGAGGUUACUAGCGCUGGUGCAGGCAGUGCUAAGUGAACAGAGACCAUGUUUUGCAGUACACUUCUGUUUUAUCGUGUAAUACCUCGGCAAACACUGCCUGCAAAAUGCGAUGGAAACUGGAUAUGUUCUUGGGUCAAGCUUCGUUCCGUAAAAUAAAUAAAUCCGAAGCUCUGCUCACACUGUUGUUUGGUUGAGACAAGGGCCUGCGUUCUUGCUGCAUCUCAUCCAAAAUGAUUGUAAUCCUAACAAUGUCUAGUUAAUAAAGUUCUCGUGUUGCACUCAAAAUGUUGUAAGAUGUAACAUCGCUCCGUACGUGAUUGGAUUUCCUGCAUGACAAUUGGCAAA